This is a messenger RNA of Daucus carota subsp. sativus, 1621 nucleotides long. Its product is annotated as putative F-box protein At4g38870. Bases 220 to 1299 code for a protein of 359 amino acids. The record is from RefSeq and is a predicted model, not a curated record. The transcript has 2 exons. Gene Ontology annotation, molecular function: protein binding. NCBI's taxonomy places the organism in Eukaryota, Viridiplantae, Streptophyta, Magnoliopsida, Apiales, Apiaceae.
UUUCUUUUGCCCAGUAUCUUUAAAGUCUUUUUAUUUCAGAGCUCAUAGUAAUUGAGGUGGGUAUCUGAAAGGUCGGGACUACUAGCCCAUUUCAGACCCAUCUCACCUGCUUUUGUAUCCAGAAAGAAGAAGGUCUGUCUCUGGUCAUGAACGAGGUGUAGUUUUUGGUGAGCUUGAGAAUCUUGAAUAUAUUAUUAGUAAUUGUUAUAUUGAAAUUUAAUGGCUUGCUCGAAGCAUGUUUUUCCUGAAGAAAUGACUAUGGAAAUACUGAAAAGGGCUCCGCUAAAGCUAUUGAUCCGGUGUAGGUCUGUUUGCAAGUCUUGGCUAUCUAUCAUCGCAGACCCUGAAUUCAUUAAAACUCACUUUCAAUACCAACAGUAUAUGACUGACAAGGAAGCUUCACUAUUGAUGAUUGUUGAAUCAUAUUUACCGCUACCUCCAUUAGUCUCUCCAGACUUUAAAUGUUAUCUAUAUGUGCCACACAAGUUCACAGUUAUUGGUUCCUGUCAUGGUAUUAUUUGUCUGGUGGACGAUAUACAUUGUUACCUCUGGAACCCAUUAACCAAGCAAUGCAAACAACUUCCUACGUUUCCUCGGAAUCAAAAGCCUAUAGUGAAUGUUCAUCAUGCAGGUAAUAUAGCCUUUUGUUUCGAUACUAUCUCCAAUGACUACAAGGUUCUGCGGCUUCUUUGCGAACUCCUUACUACUGGCGGGUUACCAGUUUUGCAGCUGUAUUCCACAAAUACUAAUUCUUGGCAAGAGAUUUAUAUUAAUGAUACAUCCCCAUCAAAAGUUCUGUGCUACCCGUAUCUGAAACUUGGUCCUGUUAUAAAUGGGGUGAUAUACACAGGUCGAAAGGAAUAUGCGGUUUCGUUUAAUAUGCACACGGAGGUGUGUACGGCUAUCCCAAUCCCCAGUUCCAUGGUAAGAUACUCAGAUAUUUUGGAUUUUGAAGGUUCGGCUGCUGUCAUAUGUGGAUCGGCCAGUAGAGGAUCUGAACUUAGUCUAUUGACAUUAGAUAAUGUUGAUGGCAAAAUCUCUUGGACCAAGAUGUUUAAUAUUAUUCAAGAUGGCAUGGGUUGGAUAUAUUCUUGUUUGGGCGGUGGACUGCUUUAUGGAAGAAAAAGAGGAGAUGUUACUGAAUACUUCUUGUAUGACUACAGGAACAAAGAUUUCAAAUAUAUGCCACUUUCAAAUAGCCCGGUGAGAACAUUCCUUAAAUACACAGAGACCGUUGCUUCAGUCAAAGGGUUAAGUCAUGAUUUAUAUGAGUUCAAUAAAACUGUGUCCUUGCUAUAGUUGGAUAUUUCAGAACUUGUGGGGUGUGUUCUGUUAGACAUGUACUAAAUUUCUGCUCUUGAUUAGUUCAGGAGUUUUUGUUUGGGUGUUUUUUACCUACAUUCUCAUAUGUAAGGUACUUUACUUGCUUUUAUUACUUCAGGGUUUUGUUCUAACUACAGUCUAAAUUCUAAAUUCUCAAGUGAAUUGCCUGAGUUGGUUCUGUUCUUGUAUGUUCCUGAACUGUAUCCUUGCUAUAGUUGGAUGUUUCAGAACUUGUUGGGUGGUUCUGUUAGACAUGUACUGAAGUUCUGCUAUUGAUUAGUCCAGGAGUUUUUUUUUA